CGCGAGAACGCCAUUCGCGGACUUCCGGUUGGGUAUUUGUGUACGGCAGGAAGGAACGCGUACUGUUGUCUUUUCAGCCCGUCGGUUUGGCAAAUAGUCGAUUUUUUUUUACAUUUGGAUGCCUGCUGUAUUUUUCGGUCAAGAGCAUUUAUACCGAGAUGUCGGACGACUUGAUGAAACAGCUGAGCAGCUACAAAGCCCAGCUGCAGCAGGUAGAGGUAGCUCUAUCUACCGACCAAGAGAAUGAAGACCUCCUUAAACUGCAGAAAGACUUACAGGAAGUCAUUGAUUUGACAAAAGACCUCCUGACCUCACAGCCCACUGAAAGUUCUUCCAGUACCAAUGGCUCAGACACUGUACCCCUGAAGCAUGGCUGGAAAGUUGGGGACAGCUGUUUGGCUGUUUGGAAUCAGGACGGACAGGUGUAUGAGGCUGAGAUUGAGGAGAUAGACCGGGAGAACGGCACUGCAGCCGUGACCUUCGCUGGCUACGGGAAUGCCGAAGUGAUUCCUCUGCAGAACCUCAAAGCAGUAGAGGAGGGGAAACGUUCCAACGAGGAUGGGAGUCUCAAGCCAAAAUCAAAGAAAGAGCAGAUAGCCGAGCAGAGAGAGUACAAGAAGAAAAAAGCCCAGAAGAAGGUCCUGAGGAUGAAGGAACUGGAGCAAGAGAGGGAGGAACAAAAGUCAAAGUGGCAAACGUUCAACAACAAAGCCUACUCAAAGAACAAGAAAGGACAGGUAAAAAGGAGCAUAUUUGCCUCUCCAGAAAGCGUCAAUGGGAAGGUGGGAGUUGGAACAUGUGGUAUUGCAGACAAGCCAAUGACCCAGUACCAUGACACGUCAAAAUACAAUGUCAGACAUCUAAUGCCACAAUGACCUGCUAUAUUCUGUGUAUAAUAACCCACUGUAUACCAGCUGUAUCGGUGCAUUUCCAUUGUGUUUAUACGAGAUUCGUGUUACCCCAGUAAAGAAUGGAAUUGCUUGCGCGCCAUUGUUUGAAAUAUUGAUGUAGUUUUCUUAUAUAUUAUGUAGGUACAACAACAACAAAUCCAAACGGGGAGGGGGGCUUGGAUCAAAGUUACCAGUUAUCAACACAGGAAGUGGUGUUGUAGCUAAAGCUGUAGAGUUUGACGUUUGUGUCCAGGUUCCACCUAGGCCGAAUGCCUGCUAAGAUGAGUCUAAAUAUACACCCCGGAUUUGGUUUGUAAAUUUGAAGCUGGUUUUUAAACACUGACCCAUUUUGGGGGAGUCUGAACGUCAAUUAUGGUCUUUAUUUGACAUGGCUGAGUUUUUCGUUUUAAUAUGUGUAUAUAACAGUGAAAUAAACAUUGUUUUGUUUUCAA
Molecule: messenger RNA, 1342 nt
Organism: Anoplopoma fimbria (sablefish)
Lineage: Eukaryota; Metazoa; Chordata; Actinopteri; Perciformes; Anoplopomatidae
Gene: smndc1
Product: survival motor neuron domain containing 1
Exons: 6
Coding region: 159-875 (238 amino acids)
Biological process (GO): regulation of alternative mRNA splicing, via spliceosome; mRNA processing
Cellular component (GO): precatalytic spliceosome; cytoplasm; nucleus
Molecular function (GO): RNA binding
Source: RefSeq, a predicted model, not a curated record